AUUGUUGGUGAAGUUUUAAAGCAGCUUACAGAAGAGAAAUUUAUAGUUAAAGCAACAAAUGGUCCAAGAUAUGUAGUUGGAUGCAGAAGAGGUGUUGACAAAAUCAAGUUGAAGUCUGGUACCAGAGUAGCAUUAGAUAUGACCACUUUGACAAUAAUGAGAUAUCUACCAAGAGAAGUUGAUCCCUUGGUGUAUAACAUGUCCCAUGAAGAUCCGGGAAAUAUAUCAUUUUCAGAAGUCGGUGGUUUAUCUGAACAGAUUAGAGAACUUAGAGAGGUUAUAGAAUUGCCAUUGAUGAAUCCUGAAUUAUUUCAACGUGUUGGUAUUACACCACCCAAAGGAUGUCUCCUGUUUGGACCCCCAGGUACUGGUAAAACUCUCUUAGCCAGGGCUGUAGCCAGCCAGUUGGAUUGUAAUUUUCUCAAGGUGAGUAAUGGGAUCUCCAAGUGCAGAAAACAUAAUGAUACCAACAGCUUAUGCUGA
Messenger RNA from Saccoglossus kowalevskii, 483 nucleotides. RefSeq names its product 26S proteasome regulatory subunit 10B. Gene Ontology annotation, molecular function: ATP binding; ATP hydrolysis activity. The record is from RefSeq and is a predicted model, not a curated record. NCBI's taxonomy places the organism in Eukaryota, Metazoa, Hemichordata, Enteropneusta, Harrimaniidae.